Messenger RNA from Arabidopsis lyrata subsp. lyrata, 1158 nucleotides. RefSeq lists its product as uncharacterized. The coding region runs from base 96 to 989 and encodes 297 amino acids. Lineage: Eukaryota; Viridiplantae; Streptophyta; Magnoliopsida; Brassicales; Brassicaceae. The record is from RefSeq and is a predicted model, not a curated record. The transcript has 8 exons.
UGAUACUUUUCUUGGAAUUAAAUUUUCGUAUUUAAGUUUUAUACUUAACCCAAAUCCACAUUUCGUCUUCUUCUUCUUCUUCUUCUUCUUCUCCAAUGAUUGUUCUCUCAGUCUCAGUCUCACUCUCACUCACAUCAUUACCAUUCUCUUACGCGCUUUCUCCGACUACGUGCAAACCACGUGCCUCUCCUCCACGUAGCACCGUCUCGUUAAUUUCUUCCAGGAGACGACAGGAUCGCCGCCGAUCAAUUGAGGCUGUGUCUCGUGAUAUCCAUGGUUCCGAUUUGUUGGAAUUGGAAGAUGAAUCUGAUUUCGAGAAGCUUCUCUCAUCUGAUAAUCGGAUCUCCAUCGCUGGCUUCGGUUCUCUUCUCUCUGAGAGAAGCGCGAGGAGUACAUUUCCAGAUUUGGAGAAUUUCAGAAUCGCGAAAUUGCAAGGAUUCCGACGAGUUUUCGCUCACUCCGCUCCCAUCUUCUUCGAACUUGGGAUCGCAAAUCCUGAAACUAAGGAGAUCUCAAGCUUGAGUGUUGAGCCAUGUGAAGGAGAGAGCCUUGUGGUUACUGUCUUUGAGAUCAAAAGCUCAGAGAUUCCGGCUUUUAUUCAAAGGGAGCUUGAAUUCCGGUUUCUCGCUGUUGUUCCUGAAACAAUGGAAGGCAAACCGUACACCAAUUCUGCGGUACUUUGUGGUCGAUACAGUGAUGAGGAGUUCUUCCAGAUUAGAUGCAAAGGAAACAAAGAGAUUUACUUUCAACAUUAUGGAAGAUUCAACAUCGAGAAGAUUUGGCGGGACGACAUCUUACCUUGUCGUCUCUAUCUAAGACAUUGUGUGUUGGCUGCUAAAAACCUAGGAGAUGAAGCUUACAAUAACUUUCUGGAUCAUACGUUCUUGGGAGAUCGAAAAACGACCAUCAGAGAGUAUUUAAGCAGCACAGGGUCUGGUAUCAUGGAAGAAGAACCACCAGAGGCUCUCAAGUCUAGAUAUGGAGGUUGAUCAAAAGCCGAAAACUUUUAAAAGAUGAUUUUUCUAUCAAACAAACUUCAAACGUUACAAAUAAAAAUGAACUUGUAGGUUUUAAAUGUUUAAUUGUUAUCGAAGCUGGUUAAAAGAAUAUAGAAAGAAGAAAAAUCAAUAAAUGUCCCACAUCGGGAGUUUUAGAGAA